Molecule: messenger RNA, 645 nt
Organism: Dibothriocephalus latus
Lineage: Eukaryota; Metazoa; Platyhelminthes; Cestoda; Diphyllobothriidea; Diphyllobothriidae
Source: the annotation of a GenBank genome assembly
AUGGAUUUCUUAAAGAAACUUUCCGAGGGCUUCUUGGACGAACGAAUGUUUCGAUGUAUGCACAAGGAGGGUGCUCCUCUCCGGCCCAUCGUAUCACUGAAAGGCACUCCAACGUACGGACUGGCUAAAUGGCUAUUUCGGCGCCUAGAAUUCCUAAUCUCUGAUGCAGAGACCACUGUCCGCUCAUCCACACAAUUCUUGGAGAAACUUAAAGAGGAUCUGGUAGUCGAGACCGUCGACCUGCUCCUACGAAGCAAAUACGAUGAGACGGCGAAUUGCCUUGGACAUGCCGAAAUCCUACAGCUCCUGAAGUUCUGUCUCAGGACGUACUUCACGUUUGACGGAACAAUCUACGAGCAGGUGAAGGGGACACCAGUGGGUUCACCGAUUUCAGGACUCAUAGCCGAGGCUGUAUUUCCUGUGGUUGUAAUUUCCGAGCUUUCAAGUCCGGCAGUAGUGCCCAUGAUUGGGGUUCCCGUGCUUCCGCUUCCCGCUUUCAUUCCGCUGGUUGUAGUUUCCGAGCUUCCAGGUCCCGCAGUCGUUCCCAUGGGCGAAGUUCCCGAUCGUCCACUGUCCAUCUCGGAGCCUGCCCCCCGCGCUGCCAUGAUCACGCAUUUUGCCUGCUCUGUCAACGUGGCCAAUUAA